CUUCUCGCAGACAUAUUUUCCAUACCAUAUACUCGCAAACUGUGCCAAAAAAAAUUCGAUUUUUCUGACACGCUACACUAGAAUACCCCCUUAAUACAGGGAAGCAGCGGUGCCGCCGUAAUCCUCGGCCAUCCUCGGCCCUCCCCGGCCUCUCCUCUACUUCCCCGGCUCGAGACCUUCAGCGCGGAUAGAGGGUGAUACGGGCGAUACUCAGGAUAAUGCUCUCUAAUUGCUUUCGUGAUCCAACCGCCUUCAUUGAUGUUUUCGAGCCCCUUAAAGCGAACCGUGUCCAGUCACGCGUGUGUAGCGCGCGCGUUCACGGGAAGGGGGGGGGGGUGCACCCCUUGCUCUGCCACCCUCCUCUCCUACCCCCGGACCGAUUUCUUCCCCUUGUGAUACAUUGUGUUUGGUACCUGCCACCCCAACAGGUACAACGGUGCCGAUACGCCAUGAUACACGCGCGUAAUAAUGGCAGUGACGUGUAUCGCUCGUAUCGUGGACUCGCCAGGGCUUCCCUUUGAUCUGCGGAUUAUCGAAUGCGCCGCACCUGCGAGAAAACUCGUCUCUCCAACAGCGGGGAGGUAGCAGCGGUGGUGGUGAUUCAGUGGGUGCAGAGAGAGGUGAAGGAGUGAUUGCCAUGACUACGACAGGAGCCCAGUAUGCCCUCGCAGCAGCAUCCACCGGGGCUAAUAACAGUGGGGGUAGCUCCGCAGCGGUAGGGGUGGAAUCUAAGCCAAGUGUGGUUGUCGUGACUACUACUUCCAGUUCCAGUGGCGGUGGCAGCGGGGCACAAACUCAGUCAGCCAGAGGCCAGCAGCUUAUCACUGUUGUAACCAGCCCAGAUCCUUCCAGUCCAAAUAAUCUGCAACCUAUCCAGUUAUUGGUUCAGGACCCGCUUGAAACAGCUGCAGAUUCUUCCAACGGAUCGACAGGUACACCAGCACAUGUUACAGCACAGGUAGUAGUCAACACUACUCACGCGGGCCAGCACACGCUAGUGGAUUCUGACGCUGCCUCUACAUCGGCUGGUACUAUCGUCAGCGGUUCUCCACACUACAUAACAGUUACAGGCACCAGUGAUUCGCCAUCCUACGCGUCCCUCACAACGGCUGUAGUGUCGGGUGACGCGGAGGCGGUGGGUUCCGAAUCGGUCUCCCAUCCGACUUACGUUCAAUAUGUCGAGGGGGAUGGUUCCACGUAUAUACCGGCGAAUGGCCAGAUGACAUAUCCCGUUUACGCGGUCGGUGAGGCAGGGGCGAUGUACACGCCGGCUUCGAGUCAGUACUACACUCCAGCAACGACGCCAGUAACGUACGCGCAGGUCACGGGACAAGGCUCGAACACGACGACCGGGCAACUAUUAUCACAGGGCAACGGUACAUACCUAAUUCAACAGAGCGUAGUAGAUGGAGACGCGACCACGCACGCGCUCAUAUCGGCGGCUGCCGCCCGCGCCAGUCCGCAGACGGAAACGGCGGAGGCAGUGGUUAGCGGGGGUGGAGGGACGUUCUUGAUCAGCGGUAAUUCCGGAAGUGCUACGGUCACCGUGGAAGAAGCAGCGGCCGCGGCUGCAAACAUGACGCAUGCCACUAGGGUCUCCCAGGCAACCAUGCAUUGGUUACUGGAAAAUUACGAAACCGCCGACGGCGUGUCCCUCCCAAGAUCGACUCUCUAUAAUCAUUAUCUACGCCAUUGCUCCGAUAACAAAUUAGAUCCUGUGAAUGCGGCCAGCUUCGGGAAAUUAAUACGUUCUGUAUUUGUGGGAUUGAGAACUAGGCGUUUAGGGACUAGAGGGAACUCGAAAUACCAUUACUACGGGAUUCGCGUGAAGCCAAGCUCGCCUCUGGUAAUGAUGAACGAGGACGGCACGUCGAGGCAGCAGCAGGGCGGGAACUCGCAGACCAAGCGGUUCAAGUUCGUCAAUCAGAAGCAGGAGUCGUCCUAUGAGAAUAACACGCACGCGAACACGAACAUCUCCUCCAACUCCUCGCCGCCGCAGUAUCAUCAGUACUUCGGCGAGGCGAGUCGCGCCAUUCCCGAUUUCCCGGAGAUCUUUAUCGGCUCGUCCCUGCCGGAAGACUGCACGCUCGAAGACAUCGAUACAUUCCGCAACAUAUACCGGGAGCAUUGCGAAGCCUUCCUCGACGCAGUAUUGAAUUUCGAGUUCGCCACGGUGGAGAGCCUCUGGAGGGAGUUCUGGCGCAGCCAGGACAACAAUAACGGUGACGAGUGCGAAGAGGAGAACUAUUUAUCAAAAACCAAAUUAUAUCAGAUGUGUAAGUGUACAGGGGUGCAAGAUUUUAUCAAAAAAGUGGACUAUACAUUUUAUCAGAAUCUAGUCGAAGUAUUAAUGCCUAAUGUAUUGCAGCCGAUACCAAGUUCGUUGACGCAGUCUAUACGAAAUUUUGCGAAAGGAUUAGAGUCCUGGUUACAGUCAGCCAUGGCCGAUUGCCCCGAGGAAAUGAUGCAAAUUAAGUUAACUGCAGUGUCAGCUUUUGCUCAAACCUUAAGGCGCUACACGUCAUUGAAUCAUCUCGCACAGGCCGCACGAGCAGUGCUCCAGAAUUCUACACAGAUCAAUCAAAUGCUAGCCGAUCUGAAUCGCGUUGACUUUCACAACGUGCAGGAACAAGCAUCCUGGGUGUGCCAGUGCGACUAUGGAAUGGUACAGCGGCUGGAGGCGGAUUUUAAGGUGACGCUACAGCAGCAGAAUUCACUGGAGGACUGGGCGAUUUGGCUGAAGGGAGUGGUGACUCAAGUGCUUAAGCCGUUCGAGGAGAAGCCAACGUUCGCUACAGCGGCGCGUCAAUUCUUGCUCAAGUGGUCGUUUUACAGCUCGAUGGUUAUCCGGGAUCUUACUUUGAGGAGCGCGGCGAGUUUCGGAUCGUUUCACCUCAUCAGAUUACUUUACGACGAGUACAUGUUUUAUUUGAUAGAGCAUCAGGUCGCCAUCGCAACGGGAACCACGCCGAUAGCUGUAAUGGGAGAUAAAAGUCAAAACUGCUCUUUAGUCAAUAAUUACGGAGCAACGUCUAACGGAGAUGCGUCUAAUGCAAGCCAACCGAAACGUAUGAAGCUGAGCUAACUGCGUGCCUACGCCCUUUAGUUAUGCGAGUAGCACAGGAGGAUGCGGGGAUACUAGCACGAAAACAUGCAGGCCUACUACAAGAACAUACUAGUCUCGUAAAUUAUUAUUUUGUAUAACGUCAGAUUGUAAUUAUUACGACUUAUGAGAGGAAGAUUUUUGCAUAACGCCCAUACAACGGUGUAAUACAAUUUAAGUAAGUCUGUGUGAUAUAAGAUAUAGAGAGAAAAAAAGGAAGUAUGUAUGUAUUCCGCGAAGCCUUGUCUCAUAUACAGGUACGGCGCAGGUUUAAGGUAUCGCGCUGGCACGAUGUCUAGUACGUUAGUGUAUAUUGAAUCUAGUCGAAACAUCUUUGGGAGAGAGAGAGAAGAAUAUACGGGACCAUGAAUUUCUCAUGCUCUCAUUAAAAGCACACACACACACACGAUAUAAGCCCACUCGAAUCGUUAUUUGCUUUUAUAAAAAUGCAUUUAUAGAUGAAUAAUCUGCAUGCAUUUUUAUAAACUCGCAGAUGCAUUUACGAAAAAAGUGUUCUUCGUUUUUCCAUGAUACAUCGUAAAAUGAUAAUUUUCAUGAUACAUUAUUUAUUGAUGAUCGUCCAUGUUAGGUGCAUUUAAUCAUUAAUCAUUAAAAUUGCUCACUUCAGAUAACAAUAAUACUUUUAUUUAAAUUUCCAAUUUUGUACGUUUCCAAUAUUUUUAAAAUAUAAGACUAAUAAGCUAAAAAGUGAAUGAAAUGCAAAAUUAAUACACGCAGGAACAUAGUAAUCGAUCGCGUAUUUAAAGCAAAUCGAGUAAAUGCAUAUUAAAGCAUACAUAUCCGCGUGUCAUGCACAGCUUGAAUAAACCAUUGGAAUUAUCAAUUAAUGCGUAUACGCCUGCGGAGAAUUGAAUCGAAUGGGCUUAAUGUAAACAUCAGAGUUCGUGCGAAGGAAAACCGCGAGGUAGCAAGAACAUCGUGCGAGGUAAAAAAAACAAACGUCCUUUCAUAUAUACUUACCUUUCAUUCGCGAAUUCUCUGGUUUGCACAAAUCGCGCGCAGCCAAUUACAAAAAUCCGCCCCACCGACGGUGUCACAUGUCAAAAGUAUUCCUAGCGGAAUAGAAGAAGGAGAAAUUAGGAA
Ooceraea biroi (clonal raider ant) is the source of this 4207-nucleotide messenger RNA. It is a transcript of the gene Rfx, whose product is annotated as regulatory transcription factor Rfx. Gene Ontology annotation, molecular function: RNA polymerase II cis-regulatory region sequence-specific DNA binding; DNA-binding transcription factor activity, RNA polymerase II-specific. The record is from RefSeq and is a predicted model, not a curated record. Gene Ontology annotation, biological process: regulation of transcription by RNA polymerase II. Lineage: Eukaryota; Metazoa; Arthropoda; Insecta; Hymenoptera; Formicidae.